AUGGCAGAUAGUAAUAAUAAUAUUAUAUUAUUUGAUAUGGCUAAAAAUGAAAUGUUUGAUAUCAAUGAUAAUUUGAAAAUUUUGAGAAGGAAAUUGCAAGGAUCUUAUACGAUUGCCAUAAAUAAACAUGAGAUCACAGUGGAUGUCCUAAAUGGUGUGCAGUUAGUUGUAUUUGGAGCUCCUCGUGCUAUGUUUUCAGAAGCAGAAUUUAAUUGUCUUCAUAAAUAUAUUGAUCUUGGAGGAUCCGUAUUGGUUAUGUUUUCUGAAGGAGGCGAAAAAGAACUACAUACUAAUAUAAAUUAUUUAUUAGAAGAAUUUGGUAUAAUGGUUAAUAGUGACUAUGUAUUACGCACACACUAUUAUUUAUAUUUCCACCCAAAAGAAUGUCUUGUUAAAGAUGGUGUUGUUAAUGAAGCUGUGGCUAAAUAUUUGGACCGAGAAAAUGAAAACACAUCAAAAUGUAUAAGUUUUGUAUUUCCUUAUGGUGCUAGUUUAAAUGUGGCUAAACCAGCUGCUCCUAUACUUACUAGUGGUUCUGUUGCUUAUCCUCUUAAUAGACCACUCUGUGCUUUUUAUUCUGCUUCAAAGUAUUCCAACAAAGCCAAAAAAGGAAAACUUGCAGUCAUUGGUUCUGGUCAUUUGCUAACAGACAAAUAUAUUAAUUGGGAAGAAAAUGAUAAAAUCCGAGAGAUUUUGUUUGAUUUCUUGAUCACAAAUAAUAUAACUUUAAAUGAAAUUGAUGCUAAUGAUCCUGAGGAAAACGAUUACGAAUGGCAUCAAUCUAAAUUGUGGACUUUAAUUGAGCUAAUCUUAUUUAAUGUAACCCACGUAAUGAGUAAUACUUCAUAUCGUACAUUCGUACAAAUAAAUACGCUCCGGAAAAUAUCUUUAAUUUAUACAAAACAGGGCUGUACUAUAGAGCAACACACCUUACUACUGCAUGGUCUUAAAAAAUGCACUGGCCUCUGCAGGGAAAAAGAAUAA
Molecule: messenger RNA, 984 nt
Organism: Macrosiphum euphorbiae (potato aphid)
Lineage: Eukaryota; Metazoa; Arthropoda; Insecta; Hemiptera; Aphididae
Source: the annotation of a GenBank genome assembly